This is a messenger RNA of Pipistrellus nathusii (Nathusius's pipistrelle), 813 nucleotides long. The record is from the annotation of a GenBank genome assembly. Lineage: Eukaryota; Metazoa; Chordata; Mammalia; Chiroptera; Vespertilionidae.
AUGUGGAAUAGUGGAUUUGAGAGCUAUGGCAGCUCCACCUUUGGGGGAGCCGGUGGCUACACGCAGUCCCCCGGGGGCUUUGGAUCGCCGACACCUUCUCAGGCCGAGAGGAAAUCAAGAGCCCGAGCCCAACAUAUUGUACCCUGUACCAUAUCUCAGCUGCUUUCUGCCACUCUGGUUGAUGAAGUGUUCAGAAUUGGAAGUGUUGAGAUAUCACAGGUCACUAUUGUGGGAAUAAUCAGACAUGCAGAGAAGGCUCCAACCAACAUUGUUUACAAAAUAGAUGACAUGACAGCUGCACCCAUGGAUGUUCGCCAGUGGGUUGACACAGAUGAUGCCAGUGGUGAAAACACUGUGGUUCCUCCAGAAACGUAUGUGAAAGUGGCUGGCCAUCUGAGAUCUUUUCAGAACAAAAAAAGCCUGGUGGCCUUUAAGAUCAUGCCUCUGGAGGAUAUGAAUGAGUUCACCGCACAUAUUCUGGAAGUAGUGAAUGCACACAUGAUGCUAACCAAAGCUAAUAGCCAGCCCCCAGCAGGGAGAGCACCUAUCAGCAAUCCAGGAAUGGGUGAAGCAGGGAGCUUUGGUGGGAAUAGCCUCAUACCGACAAAUGGCCUCACUGUGGCCCAAAACCAGGUGCUGAAUUUGAUUAAGGCUUGCCCAAGACCUGAAGGAUUGAACUUUCACGAUCUCAAGAACCAGCUUCAACACAUGCCUUUAACCUCAAUCAAGCAAGCUGUGGAUUUUCUAAGCAACGAGGGACACAUCUAUUCCACUGUGGAUGAUGAUCAUUUUAAAUCCACAGAUGCAGAAUAA